CCUUGUUCUGCUCCAAUGAAUUAUUAAAGCCCAUGUUCAAUUUUUGUAGGUGCUGCUGAUAAGUGGAACCCCGGGAGGCUGAGUUAAGCACCAUGGCUGAAGGAGUUGUAAGGAGGAAUUACACCACAUGGGAUGAUGAGAUGGAUGGUGCACUGCUUGAGGUGCUUGUUGAUCAUCACAACAAUGGCGACCAUUCACAAAAUGGAUGGAAACCACAUGUGUAUUGUGCAGCCAUAAGGAAUAUGAAGGAGAAGUGCAACAAGGAUAUCACAAAGGACAACAUUUUGGGAAGGCUUAGGACUUUCGACAGGUACUAUGAAGUCAUUACCAAGAUACUUUCCCAAAGUGGUUUUGGGUGGGAUUGGGUGAAUCAUAAGCUAUCAAUGGAUAGUGAUGAUGUCUGGAUCAAAUAUGUGGAGGCUAAUAAGAAAGAGAAAGGAUUAGCUUCCUACAAGACCAAAGUAGUGAAGCAUUGGGAGUCCACAUCUAUCAUAUAUUCAAAAGAUCAUGCCAAUGGUGAAGGUGCGAUGACUGGUGCUGAGACUGCUGCAGAUCCAGAAGCAGAACCAAUAGAAAUCUCUCCAGAAGUGGCACCAAAGAGGCAACGAACAGGUGAGUCCAUUAUGUGCAUGAUUGGAGAAAUGAGGGCUACUUUCAAGGAUGCUUUGAAGACAACUGAUCCACUUCCACUGCCAAAAGCUACCACUCCUGCUGCAAUUCUUGCUGCACUUCAGUUGAUACCAGACUUAGCAGAGCCAGACAUGUUGCGAUCAUAUGGGAAGCUGAUUCUUAAUGAGCGUUUGUUUGAAGCUCUAAUGGAGUUGCCCAUGGAAAUGAGGAAGGCCUGGCUGUUAGUGUUGCCUUAAAUUUAUCCAAAUGUUGCUUUUCAGCUUGUCUUGUUUAACUACUGGAACCUAUUUGAACUAGUGCGGUGAUGUUAAAUUUAGAACUAUGUGUUGUU
This is a messenger RNA of Triticum aestivum (bread wheat), 961 nucleotides long. RefSeq lists its product as uncharacterized. The coding region runs from base 93 to 866 and encodes 257 amino acids. The record is from RefSeq and is a predicted model, not a curated record. The transcript has 3 exons. NCBI's taxonomy places the organism in Eukaryota, Viridiplantae, Streptophyta, Magnoliopsida, Poales, Poaceae.